GACCGAGUGUAAACACGUUAAUAUAUAUACAAAACGAAUGCUGUGAAAAGUAAUUUAGGUACCUACAUAUUAAAAUUUUGAUAUCAUUAUCUAAAACGAUCCAAUUUUUAAGAUGGAAUCUCACGAAGACGACAAAGUACCCAGCCAUGCGAUUGAAAUCGUUGACAUGUCAAGGGAGACAAGUCUCGAUUUCUACAAAUUCAGACGCAAAACUGAUUCAGGAGACUUGUUCAACCACAACAUCUUUGCUAAGAAAUCAGAUCUCUCCAAUAUAUUUCUAGAAAUUGGCGAUGACAAAAAGCAUAGAACCUACGCUAUACUACAAGAAUCACGAUCUGACUUUAAUAAUAUCAAACUCCGUUACUUCCUAUUGAUCUACUCUAAUCCGACAUGGAAAUUUUUCGUAGUCAUGUCAUUAUGCCUUUCUUACAUAAUCGAUACAUGUCUGUAUACAUUUUUCAGACCAAAACAAAGGUCAAAUUGGCUUAUUAUUAUAGUGGUUGCCUUAAAUCUCAUAUUUACCCUGGAUGUUGUAAUGGUAGUAGGCUUAAAGUUUUCCAAGAAAUGGAGAAAAUCCUUGAACCUCGUCGAACCCGAUUUGACUAAAGUUAUAAUCGAUAUGAUUGUAGCCGUGCCGUAUUCGUUGCUGUAUUUAGCUAAAUUCGAAGAAAAUGCACCAUUUGAUUUUUUCGCUAUUGCUCCUUUAGCAGCUUUGAUACGAAUUUACAGAAUUGUUGAACAUUUUUAUCAGAAAUCUAUGCAAGCUGGUAGUAACCAAUGGUCUGCAUUCUUAGGACAAUAUCUCUUAUUCUUUGUGUUAUCUGCACAUUCCUGGACUUGUAUUUGGUACCUGUUUUCUUAUAGAGGAUUUGAUAUACACAAAAUCAGAAAUUCUUGGUCGGUAUCAGCUGUAUAUUUGCCUACGGAAACGACUUACGACUGGUACUUUGUCUGUGCCUAUUGGUCUGUUAUGUAUCUUACUACAAACGCGUUAGGUGAUUUAUACCCAGUGACUACCACAGAAAGAAUCAUGGCUACGUUAGCAGUACUCUUAGGAUUUGCACUAACAACAAUUGUUUUGGUCGGCUCAUUGACAUCUCAGUUUAUAACAAUAACAACGAGACGUUCCAAAUACGUGAGGCAGAUGAAUAAAAUUCAAAAUCAUCUCAAAUUGAUUCACAUGGAUGAAGAUACUACACGACGUAUAAUCAGGUACUACGAAGACUUAUGGUACCAAAAAUCAGGUGUAUUCAAACCGGAACUAAUGGCGUUGCUACCAAGUCCUUUGCAAAUGGAAAUCUGUUUCGACCUAAAUGCUGUUCCUCUAUACAGCUCCUUGAUAUUCAGAAAACUUCCCGAGGCAUUCCUCAGAAGAUUGUCAUUAGCCAUGACGCAUCAGUUUUAUUUACCUGGUGAUAUUGUUUACGAACACAAUCUAAACAAGACCAUUAUGGUGUGCGUCACCAAUGGUGUCGUGGAGCUGUUAUCGGACGAAGACGAUCUGAGUCCAAUGAUUUCAUUCACGAAAGGAACUUGCUUUGGCGAAAUAGCCUUGGUAUAUAAUAUUCCAGCAAGGUGCACUGUCAAAGCAGCAACAUACGUAGAAUGCCAAGUUUUAGAGAAAACCGAAUUCAUAAAACUAAUGGUCACAUAUCCGAUCUUGGUUGAUAAAGUAAAAACUGAAAUACAAGAAAGAAUCGAUCGCAGUCAUAAAAUAAAGAUGUCAUGGGAUGACUCCAGUUUCUUGUCACUGAAUAUUUACGCUUCUCGGGAUCGCGAGAAGAGUAGCAUUAAAAGGUUGAAGGAUAAGUUGAGAUAUCUUCAAGGUCUUACCGAUACUGAGCCUUUAUCAGAUGACCGUCUCGACGAAAACUGCUUAGAUCUAUACAUAGUGUCUGAACACGUGAAAAAGCGGAACGUUCCUUUUACAUGUGUCAAUGUUAGCUUCCCGUGGAUUCUAGAAGCAGACUGCUAUCUCGUCAAGUAUUGGGAGUUAUACAUGCUCUUCAUUACCUUUUACGUGUGUUUGGUAUUCCCAUAUUACAUCGGCAUAAAGAGACAAUUUCCAGAAGGAGUUUACUUCUAUAGCCAAAUAAUUAUCACGAUAUCUUUGAUUGCGAACAUGGUAAUGACGAUUACAACCGCAGUAAAAACGAAGAAGAAAUAUGUAACGCAGUUUUGGGACAUAUUGAGAUUCAGAAUGAAUACUCUUGGAUUUUACUUAGAUAUGUUUGCAUUAAUUCCUUUUGAAUACAUAGUUUCGAUUCAUCGCUCAGGUAUAUAUCAAGAUAUGCAUAGGAAACACUUGUUUUAUUUGUGCAAAGGAACUAAACUUUGUCUGGUUUGGAGGUUAUCGAAUUUCUUUGAGAAUUUGGAGAGGAAAUUGCUGCUUAAUUCUCUUAUUGUUAAGGUGACCAAAUACUGUGUCUACAUUUGCCUACUAUGUUACUUAUGUGGCGUUGUCUUGUACAUGGAGUCAUGUUUCGUAAGUCCCUGUUCCGAGGACUCUUGGUUUACAAAAGCGUUGAGCUGGGAAGAGAGGCGUUCAGGAGAACAUGGAUCUAAAGUGGAAUACCCAAUAAUAACAUCGGUCUAUUUCGCCACCACUCUUCUCCUGUCAGUGGGUUUCGGAGAUUUUACCCCAGGCGACAAGUAUGACAUGGGUGUAGUUGCCUUCCUCAGUCUGUAUGGGGUUUUACUCACUGGAUAUUGUGUUUCGGAGUUUUCUGCUGUUGUUACUCAUUCGUCAAGAACAAAAACAGCGUUUUUAGAAGUGAUCAUAACGAUAGACAAAUUCAUGAAGGACAACAACAUGCAUCUUUCGAUUAAGAAUAGAAUAAUGGCCUUUUACGAACUCCAAUGGCAAUAUAAUCAGGGCGUCGAAUUAACCGACGAAAACUGGUUAGAGAAAACAGUAGUGCCCUCAGAACUGCGAAAGAAAGUCUUGCAUCAAGCACGCUUCAAAGCUUUAACCUCUAUACAAUUUUUUCAAGUAAAAAAUAAAGCUUAUAUCCACACUUUGACUGAAAGCGCUAGAGAUAUAAUACUCCCACCAGGCGAAAUAGUUUACUACGGUGGAACUAUAACAAGAGAGUUAUACAUAAUAGAAAGUGGAUAUUGCUUGGUAACUUCAGAUGAGAUGAGAAAAGCAUCAAAAGAAAGAUUGAUAGGGCCGGGAAACCAUCUGGGUUUACUGGUACUGUUAUAUGGAGUGCCUGCUGUCAGUACUGUGGUCACGUUAACUCAUUGCAAACUCAUUAGUAUCAGCUAUGCAGCUUAUACAUCAGCGCUGAGUUUGUUUCCUGAUAUGCGAGAGCAUACCGGAUUACUAACCCGAAAGGAAUUGAAAUUAAUCGAAAAACAGGCUAAGUCUAAAGUCGAAGGCGUUUUUGUCUCUCAUUAUAGCCAAACGGGGAUGAAAUAUAGAAUCACUAAUAUACUUCAAGAGUAUUACAACGACUCUUUCAUCAGCCUAUUGGACCACUACGAGAAGAAAAAAAUGAGUUACUUGAAGUCAUACAAGGAGUUCCAUACAUUAAACUCCAUCGCUCGAUUCUUGCUGUUACCCAUCGCUAUUAAGCCAGACGGCUUAUUCCUCAAGACUUGGGCAAUUGUGAGAGUCACCGUGGCAUUUUUAUUGUGUUUCAUUAUACCGAUAACAGUAUCAAUGGCUCCUCUCUGCUCCACGUUCAAUCUUGCAGUUGUGGUGAUGGAAGCUUUCUGCUACUUGGAUUUGUAUGUGCGGCUCCACGUCGCCUAUUACGGACCGAAAAAUCAAUUGAUUUUUCACCCUUACUUGAUGGCAAAGAACUAUUUGAGCAGAGCAUUCAUAGUAGAUUUCCUAACAUGUAUGCCAUGGUAUGCGGUGUUAAAACUUUUCUCACCGAAACAUAACGAAGACCACACAGACGAAGAUCACAUUAUUAAUGACCACAUGUACCACUGCAUAUUACGAAUGGUGAACAUAUUGCAGAUUUAUAAACUUUAUGCUGCUUUUUGUACUGAAUCUAUCGAAGCUUUGAAACGGGCGUAUAUAAUGAGCGUGCUACAAUUCUUCCUCUUUACCUUAUUCUUCCUGAAUCUCUACACGAACAUACUGAUAACGAUAUCGUGUAGAUUUGUUAAAGCCACAGACGUAGACGAUUUUCAGCGAAGAUUGGGAACGUUGUCUUUGAAACCACCAUAUCGGGAAUCUAAAUUUCAUUCUGAUGGAAAUAUGAUAUGUACGAAAGGUUCCUGGAUAGAUAUUGAGAUGAUGGCAGUAGACGAUCAUCUGCAACCGACCAAAGUAUACCUCCUAGCUUAUUACUGGGCCGCGACCAGUUUCAGUGGAGGGGGAUUCGGUGACGUCACAGCUCAAAACACUCAUCAUAUGCUGUUGACUAUUAUGAUUAUGAUUCAUGGCACUCUGUUUUUUGGGUAUGUCUAUGCAAGAAUUGCCUCGUUAAAAGCAAUUGCCGAUCAAGUUGUAACGAUUUUCGUAGAAAACAUGAAACAUUUGGAACUGUUUAUGAGUAGAGAAAAUGUGCCUUUUCUGUUGAAGAAAAGUAUUAUAGACUAUUGGAAAUAUCAAUGGAAAAGAACUGGAGGGUGGUCGCAUCAGUCGAUACUGGGCAAGCUCCACGCAAAUUUAAACGAAGACGCAGUGCUAUAUAUGUACGAGAAAACACUGCGAGAAAUACCAUUAUUUGAAGAUGUAGAAUAUUCGUUUUUUAGAGCAUUUGCAAAAAUGCUUCAGGAAAAAUAUUAUCAGAAAGGUUAUAUGGUAAUGAGAGCUAAUGAAGUAAUGAAUAAUAUGUACAUUAUUUAUAGAGGAAAGGUUGACAUAGUGUCAGAGAUAAGCGAAAUCGAAGCCUGUAUGGGGCCAGGCGGCAUAUUCGGCAAUAUAAGAGGCGCUAACAAAUUCCUAACUAUGUCUACAAUUGUCGCCUCUCGAAAUAUAGAUUUGCUUUCUAUUCAAGGUGCUGACUUUUAUGCUCUUUUGAAGAGCUAUCCAAAAGCGCUAAAGAAAGUCAAGCAUUCGGUGGACACUGCAGCGAAAGAUUACGUCUUACCGACUAUCGUAUCGGAUGAUAAAAACUCUGACAUGUGUUCUGUCCCAAUGAUGGAUGAAACGGACGAAGAAGAAGAGAUGACUGAUUAUGAAUGCCAAAAAAACAGUAUAUUCGCCGAUCCUUUAAAUGAAAUUCAGCCUCGUGCGCCAGGUGCCGAGCAAAGUUUGGAAGAAUCUCACGGAUCGAAAUCUUUUUCUUCGGCUUGCAAUGCUGAUUACAUAUCAGCACCUCUGUUAAUUUUUAAGCCGCAUAGAUGGUUCAGACGCAGUAUAAUCCCAGAUUGCUUUUGGGUUAACUUUAUGGAUUACUUCGUAAUAUUUCUAGCAUAUGUUGAGUUUAUACUCCUCGUAUACGAAAUGGCGUUCCUGUCUGUACCUUACUUUCUCUACUUAAGUAUUAUGUUCGACGUUGUAUACAUGUAUAAGUUAUUUUUGGAUGUACACACUGGCUACAUGAAUCGAUACGGAGAUUAUGUUUUGAAUCCUACCAAAGUUAGAAAAAUGUAUUUCUCGAAAACUUACAUGCGAAGGCGAGAUUUCCUAGCAAACUUCAUAGUAUGUUAUGGUUCCUUAGCAUUGAAACUAAGACCGCAAACGCAACUCGCUUUAUUCUGCUACUUGCGAACACCGCAGUUGCUUCGAAUCUCUUAUUUGUUCACUUAUCAAACUCACAGAAAGAUCAAUAUUGGAUCUGCCAACUUAUUGGUGAAGCUAGCGACUAUAGCAAUAUGGGCGUCAAUUCUGUCGCACGUGAAUGCAUGUUUAUUUUUCAAGUUAUCCUGUCUCACUCCAGUGGAUUGCACUUCGCCGAAUUGGAUGACUAAGGAAGAACUCAACUUGAAAACAGAAUACUCUGAUGGCUACUACUUCCCUCUUUACAUAACAUCUUUAUGGUACAUUGUAAACUUGAUAACUAUAACGGGCAUGGGAGAUGUGUCCGCGCAAAAUGAUUUCGAAGUCGUGGAGACUAUAGUUAUCAUUAUUAUUAUCAAAUUCUGCACAGGUCUCCUGAUAUCCGAAAUGUCAGCAAUGAUAACAGCACAUGAAUCAUCUUUGAUAGCAUACGACUACGGUAUCAAUGAGCUACGUGACGGACUACGCGAUAUGGACCUCAGCGACCAUCAGAUGAACAAGAUGUGGGACUAUGUGAGGGAGCUGUGGAAUAGGCAGCAGGGAAGACAAAUGCCUAAACUAAUCCAUAAGCUGCCAUACCGACUGCACUGCCAAGUAAUGCAAGCAGUAUACGGCUGUCAUAUCCGAGAGUCAGUGAUAUUCAGCUCGACCCAAGAAGAUUUCAAACGAAUGCUUGUAAUGUGGAUGCGGCAUUGUGUGUUCUUCCCUGGCAAUUACAUUGUCCAAUGCGGGGAUUCAGACCAAUGUAUUUAUUUUAUUCAUAGAGGAGAAGUGGAAGUUUUGACUGUCCAUCCAAAUUUUACUGAGUCCAUUUAUGAUGUUUUGGGACCUGAAGAUAGCUUUGGAGUGGCUCAGGGAUUGUUUGUAGGAGUGUCACACCACUUCUCAUUCCGUGCAAGAACGGUAGUUGACAUUGUCUACCUCAAAUUGGACCAUUGGAAAUACUUGCUCGACUUUUACCCGAUAUCGGCCAAAAUCGUGCGACAAAAAGUCGAAAAUGUGUACUUGGCGAUAUAAAACUUAGUCAAUACUAUACUUUCUUUCAAGAUACGUUUCUUCUUUAAGCCCUUUGUGGUUUAUACUUGUUAGUAAUUAACGAUUAGUUUUAAUUUGAAAUAUUUGAUUAAAUGUUUCAAAUUGGUUUACUAUUUAUUUCACUUUCAAAU
Hyposmocoma kahamanoa is the source of this 6852-nucleotide messenger RNA. RefSeq lists its product as uncharacterized. Gene Ontology annotation, molecular function: protein-containing complex binding; voltage-gated potassium channel activity. The record is from RefSeq and is a predicted model, not a curated record. The transcript has 32 exons. Lineage: Eukaryota; Metazoa; Arthropoda; Insecta; Lepidoptera; Cosmopterigidae. Gene Ontology annotation, biological process: monoatomic ion transport; transmembrane transport. The coding region runs from base 113 to 6703 and encodes 2196 amino acids. Gene Ontology annotation, cellular component: membrane.